GAUUUUGGGUGAGAUUCAUGCUUUCUUCAACAAUGAGGAAUGAAGAAAAAGAAGUUAUUGAACAAUUUGAACCGAUGUUUAUAUUACAGUCAUUCUACUUCGAGACGGUGCUUAAAUUUUUAAGCUAGUAAGAUUCAGAGAAACAAUGGCGGUGGGGGAGCUCUUUCUUGCUGCGUUCCUUCAAGUGUUAUUUGACCGAUUGGCUUCACCCGAGUUGCUGGCCUUUGCACGCCGAGAGCGACUUGAAAAAAAGCUGGACAAGUGGCUCAAGACGUUGUCAACGAUUCAAAAGGUGCUUGAUGAUGCAGAGGAGAAGGAAUUACAUGCUGAGGGUGCUGCAGUAAAAGAGUGGCUGGAUGAUCUCAAAGACUUGGCCUACGAUGUGGAGGACAUCCUUGAUGAGUUUGCCACUGAAGUUUUGCGACGCAAAUUGAAGGGUAAAAAUAAGGCAAGUACUAGUAAGGUACGGAAUCUCAUCCCUGCUUUUAGUGGUUUGACUCCUAGUGCUAUUAUGUUAAGAUCUAGGCUGGAGUCAAAUAUCAAGGACAUCAGUACUCGAUUUGAAGAUCUAGCGGCACGAAAAGAGAAACUCAAUUUGAGACAAAAUGUUGACAGGAGGUCAAAAAAAAAAAGAGGGACAGUACUGGCCCCAACUUCUUUACCGAACGAAGUUGUUUACGGCAGGGACGGAGAUAAAAAAGCUUUACUUGAUUUAUUGCUGAGUCAAGGAUCAAGCGAUAAAGUCUCUGUGAUUCCUAUAGUUGGUAUGGUGGGUAUUGGAAAGACAACCCUUGCCCAGUUUGUAUACAAUGAUGAAGAAGUCAAAAGUUUGUUUCAUCUUAGAGCUUGGACUUGCGUUUCUGAAGAUUUCGAUGCUAUUAGGAUCACGAAAGCAAUCUUAAAAUCUCUUAGCCACGGAAGCAAUGAUGAUGAUGAUGAUCUAAAUUUUUUCCAAUGCCAACUAAAGGAGGCGUUGAAAGGGAAGAAAUUUCUAGUCAUUCUGGAUGAUCUUUGGAAUGUGGAUUAUCAUGAUUGGACAAUCCUACUUGCUCCUUUCAAAGCAGGCGCUCCAGGAAGUGUAGUUAUUAUCACAACUCGCAAUCGAGAUGUUUCAAAUAGUACAGGUACCACUGAAGCUUACCAGCUGGAUUUGUUGUCAAAUGACGCUUCUGUGUCCAUAUUUACCCAACAUGCCUUGGGGGUGGAAGACUUUUCUUCGCAUGCACACCUCAAAGACAUUGGUCUGGAAAUCGUUCGAAAAUGUAAAGGCUUACCUUUAGCGGCAAAAAUACAUGGAGGCCUCUUGCGCUCAAAACAAGACCGUGAUGACUGGGAGGAAGUAUUGAAUAGCGAGAUAUGGAAUAUUUUAGAGGAGAAAAGUGGAAUUGUUCCAGCUCUUAUGUUGAGUUACUACCAUCUCCCAUCGCAUUUGAAGAGAUGCUUUGCGUACUGUUCCAUACUCCCUAAAGAUUAUGAAUUUGAGGAGAAGCAGGUGGUUCUAUUAUGGAUGGCACAAGGGUUGAUUCAACCACGACACAAAGAAGAGGAAAUGGAAGAUUUGGGCGCAAUUUAUUUUCGCGAUUUGUUAUCAAGGUCAUUUUUCCAACAAUCCAGCAACAAUAAAUCUCGUUUUGUGAUGCAUGACCUCAUCAACGAUUUAGCUAAAUCGGUUGCUGGAAAAACUUGCCUUAAAAAGACUCGCCAUUUGUCUUACCCAUGCAACCAUUGGGAUGGUUUUAAAUUUCCUAGGGUGCAUUAUUUGCCCAGUAAUGGUCCUCUUCAUUUGUUGCUGAAAUUAAGAUGCUUAAGGGUGCUCUCUUUGAAGCGUUACUGCAUAACUGAGAUAUCGAAUUCAAUUGGUGAUCUGAUACAUCUACGGUAUCUUGACCUUUCUCACACUUGGAUCACCAGCUUGCCUGAGUCAACAACCAAUCUUUACAAUUUACAAACAUUGUUGUUGGAAGGUUGCGCAUAUCUAGAGAAACUACCUUCAUCAUUUGGGAACCUGUUCAACUUACGCCACCUCAAUAUUUUACAAGCAAGAUCACUAAAAGCAAUGCCUUUGCAUUUAGGCAAAUUGACUUGUCUUCAAACGUUGUCUGAUUUCAUUGUGGGAAAAGAUUGUUGCUCGGGGUUAAAAGAGCUAGGGUCUUUGUCGCAUCUUCGAGGAACACUCUGCAUUUCAAAAUUGGAGAACGUGAUUGAGCCAGAGGAUGCAAGAGACAUGAAUUUAAGUGGUAAGCCCAAGCUUGAUGGGUUGUCAUUGGGAUGGAGUAAAGAUAUUGAUGACUCAGAAGACAGAACAAGUGAGAAAGAGUUUCUUAACAUGCUACAGCCUCACAACGUUUUGAAAGAACUCACUAUUAGGUGUUAUGGGGGUACAGAAUUUCCGACCUGGUUAAACCGUACUUCGCUUCCUAAUCUGGUGUUCUUGACUAUUGAAAAUUGUAAAAAGUGCACUUCAUUGCCACCAUUGGGGAAACUUCCAUCACUCAGAGUCCUUUCGAUCAAGGGGAUGCCUAGCGUGAAGAGUAUUGGUCCUGAAAUUUGUGGGGAUGGUUCGUCACAACCUUUUAGAUCCUUGGAGACUCUGAAUUUCGAGAAUAUGGUGGAGUGGGAGAACUGGAGUCCUUGUGAAGCAUUCUCAAACUUACGUGAGCUCUCUAUUAAAAAUUGUCCCAAGCUGUUUGGAAAUUUACCAAACCACCUUCCUUCACUUGAAAAUGUUGAGAUUGAUAGAUGUUGGAAUUUAGUGGUAUCAGUUUCGAGCUUUCCAGAUCGAUGCAAAAUAAAAUUUGAGAGAUCAGAAGGGGUGGUGUGCGGAAGAGAAAUUGAUUUUAGCUCGCUAAAAUUUGAGGAUAUUUCAACAAUUUCAGUAUUUGAGUCUCGAAUGAAAGCGUUAAUUACAAUGGGUGUGCUGGCAAAUGUACAAGAAUUAAAGGUUAAUGGAUGCACGGAACUGACGCAUUUGUGGUCAACUGCGGUGGGAUCAUUUCCGCAUCUCCCACGUCUUCGUGAUCUGUGGGUUUCUGAUUGUCCAAAACUAGUUUCGUUGGUAGCUAAAGGCCAGCUGCCUCCAAGUCUAAAGGAACUAAAUAUAGAUGAUUGCGAAAGUAUUCAGAUUUUGGUAGAGGAGGAUGACACCAACAGUUAUGGCAGUAGCGGUGACAAUAGCGCAUCUCUUCUUCAGGAUUUGAACAUUUCCCGGUGUCCCUCCCUCAAAUCCCUAAUAUCAAGCGGUGAAUUACCUGCAGCACUUCAAUCAUUACGGAUUUCUUCAUGUCCAGAGCUAGAGUCAAUAGCUAAGGAAUUACAUCAUAAUUCAUUGCUUAAAUCCAUUUGCAUUUUUAGCUGUGGAAAACUCAAAUCCUUACCCACUGGCAUACACAGUCUCGGCCAUCUUAGCAAUAUUAUGAUUGAAGAUACUCCGAGUCUCGAUUUCUUACCGGACGGUGAGUUGCUGCCUGCGAACCUAACAAGGCUUCAGCUUACCAAUUGCGAGAAAAUGCAAGCCGUGGUCAAUCGCAUACACACCUGCACCUCUCUUCAAUAUUUGAGAAUGUUGAAAUGUCCAAGCACAUCCUUUCCAGUAGAAGGUUUUCCCACCAACCUAACUGGGCUUUCGAUAUAUGAUAGCAAUAUCGCUCAGGGCAUGUUUGAGUGGGGGCUGGACAAGAUUAGCUCUCUCAAAACUCUUCAAAUUUGCGAUGGAUCUUCGCACCUGGUGUCCUUUCCAGAGAUGAAGUUGCCUACUUCUCUAACCCACUUGGCCAUCGAUAACUUUCCGAAUCUGGAAUACUUGUCUCCCAAGGGCUUUCGAAACCUCACAUCACUUGAAUUCCUGUGUAUCUUAAAUUGCAAAAAACUCGCGUCCUUUCCAAAGAAGAGCCUACCUCCCUCACUCCGAGAACUUAACAUUGUUAAUUGUGAAAAGUUCACAUCAUUUUCAACGGACUGUCUGCCUCUCUCACUUCGGAAUCUUAAUAUCUACGAAUGUCCUCGGUUGGAAGAAUGGUGCAAGAAAGAUGGAGGACGGAAGGGGUCUACGAUUGCCCACAUCCCUCACAUUUCAUUUAGUGGUUUUACGUCGCUAGUAUAACCAUUUCAUUUGUAUUUCUAGCUACUUAAUUAAUACUUGAUUGCUAAUUAGAGUAUCAGUUUCACAUUUCUGCGUACAUUUGAAAAUUCCGGUGCGGAUGGUGGAUUAGUUAUUACUGACAAUUUUGUGUGAAGCGUUCGUUGAAAUU
Molecule: messenger RNA, 4247 nt
Organism: Juglans regia (Persian walnut)
Lineage: Eukaryota; Viridiplantae; Streptophyta; Magnoliopsida; Fagales; Juglandaceae
Product: putative disease resistance RPP13-like protein 1
Exons: 2
Coding region: 146-4099 (1317 amino acids)
Biological process (GO): defense response to other organism
Molecular function (GO): protein binding; ADP binding
Source: RefSeq, a predicted model, not a curated record